UGGGCUCAGCAGCUCGUGGUCCUCACCACCGCCCUCGGGACAUCGCAGCCCAGCGGAGCCCAGCGGAGCCGAGCCCAGCGAGCCGCACCAGCCCGCGAUGGAGCGCCAGCAGCCGGACAGCAGGCCCCAGGAUUUGUCAGAGGCCCUGAAGGAAGCCACCAAGGAGGUACACACCCAGGCCGAGAAUGCUGAGUUCAUGAAGAACUUCCAGAAGGGCCAGGUGACCCGACAGGGCUUUAAGCUGGUGAUGGCCUCCCUGUAUCACAUCUACGUGGCCCUGGAGGAGGAGAUCGAGCGCAACAAGGACAACCCCGUCUACACCCCCCUCUACUUCCCGGAAGAGCUGCACCGCCGGGCUGCCCUGGAGCAGGACAUGGCCUUCUGGUACGGGCCGGACUGGGAGAAGGCCGUGCCCUACACGCAGGCCACCAGGCGCUACGUGCGGCGACUCCAUGAGGUGGGGAGCAAGGAGCCCGAGGUGCUGGUGGCCCACGCCUACACCCGCUACCUGGGCGACCUGUCCGGGGGCCAGGUCCUCAAGAAGAUCGCUCAGAAGGCCCUGGACCUGCCCAGCUCCGGCGAGGGCCUGGCCUUCUUCACCUUCCCCAACAUCGAGAGCGCUACCAAGUUCAAGCAGCUCUACCGCUCCCGCAUGAACGCUCUGGAGAUGACCCCCGAGGUCAGGCACAGGGUGAUCGAAGAGGCCAAGACCGCGUUCCUGCUCAACAUUCAACUCUUUGAAGAGUUGCAGGAGCUGCUGACUCGGGACAGCCAGGACCAGGGCGCUUUGCUAGCAUCAGGGCUUCGCCGGCGGCCCGGCAGCAGUGCGCCAGACUCCACUCCCACGGAGACCUCCAGAGGGAAAGCCCAGCUCAGCCUCCUCCCCCAGACGCCUCUGCUGCGAUGGGUCCUCACGCUCAGCUUUCUGGUGGCCACGGUCGCCGUGGGGCUCUAUGCUAUCUGAAUGCCGGGCCUGGUCCCUGCCAUGAACUCUGUCCAGCAGAAGGCGCUCUCUCUGGAGAGGGAGGCUGUCUUGGCUGACUUCCUUACCUCUGACCUGGGAGGCUGUCGGGGCCCCCACCAUCUCCCUAUCCCCCUCUUGCUCAGGAGAGGAAGAAGGGGCCUGUGGCAUGGUCCCCAACUCAGAGCACAUCUAGCUGGGACCUGAGCUUCCAGAGUCCUGCUGGGCCCCUCGGCACCCUGUUCCUGCAGGUAGAGCCCAGAAGACCUGGCCAGAAGUGACCUCUGUCCUGGGCCUCCCCAUGCCCCGGCUCUGUGGUCUCAGUGACACGCCGUGCCCAGGUUCCUGUUGGCCACGGCAACUUUUAUAUAAUUGUGCAAAGAUGUUAUAUCUUGUGUUUUUGUCUUGUUUUUUUUUUUGUGGAGCCACUUUUUGUUCCCGGCUCAGCCUAAACUGUGCUAGUUUGUUGUGUCCUAUUAUGUUUUUAUAGCAGGGUUGGGGUGGGUUUAUGGGGGAGGAGGGAGGGCUUAACAGCUCUGUGGCCUUGGCCUCUAACUUUCAUGUGAAAUAAUAAAUGACAUUGUC
This is a messenger RNA of Talpa occidentalis (Iberian mole), 1546 nucleotides long. Its product is annotated as heme oxygenase 1-like. The record is from RefSeq and is a predicted model, not a curated record. Gene Ontology annotation, biological process: heme catabolic process; heme oxidation; response to oxidative stress. The transcript is spliced from 5 exons. The coding region runs from base 98 to 964 and encodes 288 amino acids. NCBI's taxonomy places the organism in Eukaryota, Metazoa, Chordata, Mammalia, Eulipotyphla, Talpidae. Gene Ontology annotation, molecular function: heme binding; heme oxygenase (decyclizing) activity.